UUUUCCUCCUUCCCUUCUUCCCUUGGAAAACCACGCACCCACCGAGCCCAGCCGGCCCCAACCACUCCAACCAAAACCCAGACCCACCCCCGAAACCCAGGGCCUCGCGUCGUUUGAUGCGAUUCCGGCGGCGAUCGCGAGCGCCUCCACCACCACCCGCUCCCCCGUCCUAGCGUGCGUGCGUUCGGGCGAUCUCCCCUCUCGCGGCGGGCAUGGCUGGCGGCGGGGCGCGCGGGGGCUCGGACAGGGCGGCGGGGGCGGCGCGCUCGCCCACCACCACCACGGCGAUCCAGUCCACCAUCCAGUCGAUCAAGGAGGUCGUCGGCGGCCACUCGGACGCCGACAUCCUGGACACCCUCCGCGAGUCCAACAUGGACCCCAACGAGACGGCGCAGAAGCUGCUCAACCAAGAUCCAUUUCACGAAGUUAAAAGAAAAAGGGACAAGAAGAAAGAGAGUUCUGGUCAGAAGAGCUUUGCUGAUAGUACUGCACCAGUUGAGCAGAACCCACAAUGGAUGAAGCCGCACACACAAAGGAUUGAGAAUAAUGAUCAAAGAAGAAUUCCUAAUCAGGGUCAGAUGUCAGGCCCUAGUAGGGAAUUUCGGGUUGUGAGGGAUAAUAGAUUUCAACAUGGUGCGGUGGAGAACAGACCAGAACUAGGACACAAAGGUCCACCAAAUGUACAAAUGUCUGAUAGGAGUGUGGUUCAGUCUGGUCGAAACCGUUCACCUGCUACGACCUCAGAUGUCCAGAUCACACAUCAAAAUUUUAAGCACAACCCCCACUCUGAGACACUUCAAGGGAAGAGGGAUGCUCAGGGUGCUACGCAGAAGCAUGUAAAGCCAUAUUUGAAGAACUCUCAGAAUGAGCAGCACUUUCCAGGUUCUGACCCAACCCAUGUGCCAUCCAAUGCCAGAAAUGCUGGUGGAACUGUUGGACCUGCUAGACGUCAAGUUGGAGUUAUUAAUUCCACUAGGCAACCUGCUGGCCGUUUGGGUUCUCAGAUGCAUGCACCAGGUGGUUCUUAUGCUAAUACUCAGAGGGGGAGUUUUUCCUCUGUUGGGACAUCUGGGCGUCACUCCGCUUUUAUGUCUAGAAACAUUCAACAAAACCAGAGACCUGACGCAAUAUUUCGUGGAAGGCCUACUGGUAGAUCUUUUGUUGCCCAAAAUGUCAACAGGUAUCACCAGGGUCCUACUAGUAACCAAAAAGCUUUUCAGCCUAUUAAGGAGUGGAAGCCAAAAUCAACAAAGAAGUCAGCCACCACUGAUGCAGAUAACAGUGUAGCUGAUGCUGUUUCUCCUUCAGCUAGCAACACUGAAAAUGCUAAUGCACCAGAUGUGAACGGCUUGUCUGAUAAACUUUCACAAGCUAACUUGCACGAGGUAGAGCAUGUUAUCAUCCCGGAACACCUUCGUGUGCCUGAAUAUGAGCAGACAAAGUUAAGGUUUGGCAGUUUUACAUCUGGUUUCGAUUCGGAACAAGUACUGGCCUCAACCUCUCCGGACUCUGAAGUACCAGAACAUGUACAAGAUCCGGUUCAACAAGUUAGCGAAGACGAUAGUAUGGGUGCUGGACAUGAUGACGUGGAUGAGCAAACUAGAUCUUCACAGCACCUCUCCACAUCAACGGCUGAGAUUUCCUUACCACCAUCCGAGGAUAGUGACAGAAUGAGUGGACAAGUAGAGAAUGAUGAUGGUCUGGGCUUAGUUCAGAGCGACACUCCAAUUGGUGCAGCAGAUGGAGAAAGCACCCAAAUCACCACAACUUUGACUGCCUUUUCUACAUACGGUCAUGAAGAUCCUAAUAUGCAUUCAAAUAAUGAGGCACAGUUAUAUGGACUGGUGGAACCUAAUGUACAUCAGCAAGUACUGACUUCCACUUCUCAGGGGUACACUUCAGAAAAUCCGGAACCAGAUAAUGCUGUGCAGGUGUUCAGGAUGCCAGAAUCUAAUGUUCACUCACAAGUACUUCCUUCCACGUCUGAGGCCCUAAAUCCUCAGAUUGUGAACAACAGCCCUGUUGCUAUCUCUUCACAGCAGCAACAUAUGUCUCAGCAACAAGCCGCAGCACAGAUGUACCCUCAAAUGCAUGUGCAACAUUUUCCAAAUUUCAUGCCAUACCGACAAGUCUAUUCUCCAGUUUAUCCGAUGCCUUUGCCAAACUAUUCGCCAAAUGUUCCGUAUCCAUCAAAUGGAAAUAAUUAUCUUCAGAUGCCUGGUGGAGGUUCACAUUUAGCUGCAGGAGGCAUGAAGUAUGGAGUUUCACAGUAUAAACCAGUCCCAGCUGGUAACCCUUCUGCUUAUGGAAACUACACUCCAGCUGGUUUUACAAUGGGUUCUCCUGGUGUUAUUGGAGCUGCAGUUGGUGUUGAUGAUGUCAAUAGGAUGAAGUACAAGGACAACAACAUUUAUGCCUCAACUCAACAGGUUGAGACAUCUGACAUAUGGAUCCAGGCAGGUAGAGAGAUUCCAACUAUGCAGGUUCCUCCAUACUACAACAUAUCAGGUCAAGCAACACCUGGUGCUUUUGUGCCAAAUCCAGCGAAUGCAUCUUUCAAUGCUACGGCCCAAUCCUCUCAUGCUCAGUUCCCAGGCUUGUACCAUCCCCAGCAGCCUCCCUCUAUUGUAAGUCCACACCCCAUGGUGCAUCAACAGGUGCCAUCAGCGAUUGGUCCCAAUGUUGGGGUCGGGGUGGCGGCUCCUGGUCCCCAAGUUGGGACUUAUCAGCAGCCACAGCUCGGUCAUAUGAAUUGGAGACCCAGCUUUUGAAGGUUUCUUAAUUAUCUGUAAUUAGGGGGGUCACAAGAGCCUUUAUGUAACAACAGUAGGCUCCUUUUAACAGGAAGCACCUUUGUUUUUAGUGCAGCUCUUUCUGAUCUAUUUAAGCUAUAACAAGGUUUUUGUUAGCUUUUCCUUCCCCCAGGUGAAUUCAGUAUCCCAUCUGAACUGGUAUGAUGUAGAUUGUGAGUUAAACAUUGGGCAAGUUCUCGCACGAGCACCAAGGUUGAGUGCUUUCCAUCUUGUUA
Setaria italica (foxtail millet) is the source of this 3028-nucleotide messenger RNA. RefSeq lists its product as uncharacterized. Gene Ontology annotation, molecular function: protein binding. Bases 213 to 2771 code for a protein of 852 amino acids. Lineage: Eukaryota; Viridiplantae; Streptophyta; Magnoliopsida; Poales; Poaceae. The transcript is spliced from 11 exons. The record is from RefSeq and is a predicted model, not a curated record.